CAGAGGCGGCCGCAGGAACAAUACGGCGGCGGGCGCGGAGCCGCGCGGCCGCCCCGCACCAUGUACGCGUUCGUGCGGUUCCUGGAGGACAACGUGUGCUACGCGCUGCCCGUGUCCCGCGUGCGGGACUUCAGCCCCACCUCCCAGCAGGACUUCGACAACCAGAAGGUCUACACCGUGUACCGCAACCCCGAGGAGGCGGCGGACGAGGACGACGAGAGCCCCGGCGAGUGGGGCGACCGCCUGCUGCUGCACAAGGCCCAGAUCCUGGCGCUGGCAGAGGACAAAACUGACCUUGAGAACAGUGUGAUGCAGAAGAAAAUUAAAAUCCCCAAACUCUCUCUCAAUCACAUAGAAGAAGCUGGGGAGGUUACAGAUUAUGGGGAAGAAGAUGUGGAGCUUAGACACAGUAAGAGACAAGAUGGGAGGAAACAAAGUGAAGGUACACACAAAAGCAUUGAAGCAGUUGUUGCUCGCCUUGAAAAACAGAACGGGAUGAGUCUCAGUAAUACUUCCAGCCCUGAGGAGGCUUUUAUGGAGGCUACAGAGGGCAUGAACAAUAUGGACGAUGCUGUAGUACCUCGGAUUCUCUAUGAGGAAUUGCUGAGGAGUUACCAGCAGCAACAGGAAGAAAUGAGACACAUUCAACAGGAGCUUGAGAGAACACGGAGACAGCUUGUGCAACAGGCAAAGAAGCUAAAGGAGUAUGGGGCACUCGUGUCAGAAAUGAAAGAGCUCAGAGACUUGAACAGGAGGCUCCAGGAUGUACUGCUCCUAAGACUAGGUAGUGGACCUGCCAUUGAGGUUGAAAAAGUAAAACCUGAAACAAUUGAGCCUGAACCUGAGGUACAGAAGACCUUCAGUGAGGAAGCAAAUACAUCAACGUACUACCCUGCCCCUGUUCCAGUAAUGGACAAGUAUAUUCUCGAGAAUGGAAAGGUCCAUCUUGGCAGUGGAAUUUGGGUAGAUGAGGAGAAAUGGCACCAGCUGCAAGUAACACAAGGAGAUUCAAAGUAUACAAAAAAUCUAGCGGUUAUGAUUUGGGGAACAGAUGUUCUCAAGAACAGAAGUGUCACAGGAGUUGCAACCAAAAAAAAGAAAGAUGCCGUUCCCAAGCCACCUCUCUCACCUCACAAAUUAAGCAUUGUCAGAGAAUGUUUGUAUGAUCGAAUAGCACAAGAAACUGUGGAUGAAACUGAAAUUGCACAGAGACUCUCCAAAGUCAACAAGUACAUCUGUGAAAAAAUCAUGGAUAUCAAUAAAUCAUGUAAAAAUGAAGAAAGGAGGGAAAUUGCUAAGUACAAUUUGCAAUAAAUUUUGGAUUUUUAA
Messenger RNA from Cinclus cinclus, 1329 nucleotides. RefSeq names its product BEN domain containing 5 (gene BEND5). Gene Ontology annotation, molecular function: DNA binding. Lineage: Eukaryota; Metazoa; Chordata; Aves; Passeriformes; Cinclidae. Bases 61 to 1314 code for a protein of 417 amino acids. Gene Ontology annotation, biological process: negative regulation of DNA-templated transcription. The transcript has 6 exons. The record is from RefSeq and is a predicted model, not a curated record.